Drosophila melanogaster (fruit fly) is the source of this 373-nucleotide messenger RNA. RefSeq lists its product as uncharacterized. The transcript has 3 exons. Bases 87 to 299 code for a protein of 70 amino acids. NCBI's taxonomy places the organism in Eukaryota, Metazoa, Arthropoda, Insecta, Diptera, Drosophilidae. The record is from RefSeq and is marked reviewed.
CCAAAUCAAAGCUGCCGUAAACACUUUGAAGUGUGAUUAAAAUUUAAAUCCAAAUUGUGAGUUUUCAUAGAAAUUUCUACUUCACCAUGGCGGAUCCGAGUAUCAAUGACAUCGAUGAGACUGUGGCUCCUCCCCUCGGAGGCGCUGACAGCUUCGACCUGAACAAGCGGCUAGAUUGCGAGCAUUUAGAUCAGAUGACGGAUAAUUGGACCGAUUAUCAAAGACCCUCGUUUGCCACCGAACUUCUGCGAUUUUUCGGCAACGUAUUUGUCGAUAUAUUUAAUGCGAUUUUCAACUGAUCUAAUCCGUAUACUUGUAACUGUUGCAGAGCAGUCAAUGGUUCCAUAGCAAAACUAAUAAAAUCUUUAGUUAG